Molecule: messenger RNA, 1092 nt
Organism: Aspergillus mulundensis
Lineage: Eukaryota; Fungi; Ascomycota; Eurotiomycetes; Eurotiales; Aspergillaceae
Product: DUF92 domain-containing protein
Exons: 4
Coding region: 1-1092 (363 amino acids)
Cellular component (GO): membrane
Source: RefSeq, a predicted model, not a curated record
AUGAAGCCCUACAUCUCCAUCCCCAUCAUCGUGGCCCUCGUCCACCGCGCCUAUUCCCGCAAGGGACUGACGCCAUUCGGCAUCGUCGUCGCAGCGUUGACAGCUAUCGCGCACUCCCUAGAUCCGUGGUCGCUGCCACUAUUUCUACUCCUCAUCUUCUAUCUCGGCGCGACUAAAGCUACGAGGGUGAAACAUGACAUCAAAGAGCAGCUCACCCUCUCCGCAACGGGCUCCGCCGGCGGCGAAGGCCCCCGAUCGCACAUCCAGGUCCUCGCAAACUCAAUCGUCGCUUCCGUCCUCGCUCUCGCACACGCAUGGGUCCUAAGGAAUAACAAGGAUGGUGCACCGGGGUGUUUUUCGAGCGGGCGCCAUGCGCCGGAUUUGCUUGUUGUAGGGAUUAUCGCUAACUACGCCGCCGUCACCGCCGAUACAUUCUCCUCCGAGCUCGGGAUCCUCUCGAAAUCCAAGCCGCGCCUCAUCAUCUCGCCUACGCUUCGCGUCGUUCCCCCGGGUACAAACGGUGGUGUCACUGGGACGGGUAUCCUGGCGGGUGCAUUUGGCGCAUUCACCAUCGCUCUCACGUCGGCGAUUCUCCUGCCAUUCUGCGGCUCGUUCGGAAGCACGGUGAAGGACCGGCUGGUUUUGAUCGUCGCGACCACGGCCUGGGGGACGCUCGGGAGCAUCGUCGAUAGCGUGCUAGGCGGACUCCUUCAAGCCAGUGUCGUUGACAAGCGGAGCGGGAAAAUCGUGGAGGGGACGAAUGGGCAAAAGGUCCUCAUCCACCCAUCCUCUACGAAGCCCGGAAGCGCAGCAGAAACCCUCCGACCCGCCGCCGGCGCAACGGGCGCUCAACUCCGAAACGCAGAGACCGCUGCCAACACCGCCGCGCUGAAGGGAACGAGGGUUACCGGGACUUCGGCCGGCACGGAGAAGGGCGAGGAGGAACAGCACGAAAGCCGGCGCGUGGAAAGCGGACACGAUAUCCUGGAUAACAACGCGGUUAACCUCCUGAUGGCGGUUAUUAUGAGCGUCAGCGCUAUGGGUGUUGCUAGUUACGCCUGGGACUUGUCGAUCUGGGAUAUGUUCGCCUGA